AGUGAGGAAGACCAAAUUGCUUUACAGAGCCAGAAAUAACAUAAAACAACAGAUAAAUACAAAAAACGGAGCAGAACUAAAGAUGAUUUGUUUCUUCAUUACAGAAUACAGACUGGACACUGACCUUUAACAGCAAUAUGUAACCUACAAGAACAUGUUUUCCUGGGCAUUUAAUUGUCUAGAAACAAAUAUUGUAACCAGUUACAAUCCAACCACUGGCUUAGCAAGUAGAGUUGUCGGUUGCGGUUCUGCCACCAGACAAUUUGCCCCUGGGCAAGUCACUCAAACCUUUAAAUGUAUCUGUAUGAACGUGCGUUUUUGAGUGCGAUGGGAUGAAUUUAGCUCUAGUGACUGUCGACUGACUGCGAUGGUGUAGAAAUUAAAGGUAUCUUGAUAGAUAUUGAUAUUUGCACAACGGAGCCAAACCCGAACGCAUCACAUGCGAUGGAUUGGGAUGCUGCUCUACAGCAGGUGUCAAAAUGUUGGCUGAAACAUGAUGAUCAAUGACAUGGCAUUGAUCAGACGUCCUCAGAUUAUUUAUUUAAUAAUAAUAAUAAUGAGAUAUAAGCAUUUUCCUGUUGCUUGCACAUUCAAAACUACAAAAGCUCAAUAUGAUAUGAGACAAUGUUCCUGCAUGGUUCUAAUUCACCGCAAAGGUAUACAUGUUUCUUUAAUGGAGCCAAAAUAAGAUUUGUGUUUGGACUUGGACCCUGUUUCUCUGGAUAAAUUGCUCCCGUCAUAUCCUGUCCACAGAGAAAGACCUCUUAUAACCAAACACAAGUGCAGAGUCACACAGGCAUCCUGCAGGAGAGAAGACAGUCGCAUCUGUGUAGUGUCUGAGGCUGGGAGGCAAGCUGAUUUCUGUUUUUCUUUUACUCCCCUAGAUAGUUUGGUUAUUUUUUGCUUUGAUCUCUUGUAAGUUGAUGCUACAUAACAUUACUCUGCAAAUACUGACUCAGUCAUCUUAGGUUGUUAAAUUCUGAAAGGUAGCGUGUAACUCCAUUUUGCUUCCAAUUUAGGGACUUUCUUGGAUGGAAAGGGUGUGUACAAACAGUAAAGAAUGGUUCCUGUUAAACUCCUCAUUCUGGGAGCUCAGAACACUGGAAAAACAGGUAAAGUGGACAACUUAAGACUUCAAGGGGGAACGGACAGCAGAUCGGUUGUAUGAAUGUUCCUGAGCUAGCAAAAGAGAGGUUUCGGGAUAAGUUCUGGUUCAAAAGACAGAAAAAUGGAAACUUGGCUCUGAAGCUGACCCACAAAUGUUUUGCUGUCAGAUUAGUGUGAGCAUGGACAGGUUACAUGUGUUAGAUGGAGGACGUGUUUCUGAUUUUUGCUUCAGUGGUAAAAAUCUGGCAUAAAAUAUGAUGUUUGCAUUUCUGGAUCUCUUGCCUUAUAUUGUCUUUUGUGUCGCUGUGGUCGUCUUCCAUAGUGCCUUUGAAAUCAAACAUUUAUUCCCCUUUGGAACCACGAACUUCAGUGUGUUUUAUGAGAGUAACGUCUGAUUUUAAUGUGGAAAGAAAAUCAAGCGCCCUAAAUGUUUACUGCAAACCUUUUAUUAUUUCCCUUCCACUGCACAAUAAUGCACUACUUUGUGUUGAUACAAACAGAAAAUACCAAUAGAUCAAUUGUUAAUCUCUAAAUGUGCUUCUUUUUGAGAACUUAGGUAAAAUUUUUAUGCUAUCUUGCUCUGCUUUGCACUGCUUUACAAUUUCUUACUCUCAAUUUGUAAAGAAAAAGCGUUUUCUUUAGAGUUUGCAGGAUUUUGCAUCUCAAUUUAACGCUUUCUGUGUUCUUAAGCCUGCUUCAAUAGGAUUAUCUCUCAGAAGCACUGCCUUAUGUGUGAAAUUUCUUUUGUAAGUCAGCAUGUGUUAUGCCUCGGGUUGGGCACUGUACAGUGAUCAUGUCUGUUUUCUAUCUCCAGCACUGUGUGUUCGGUUUAUAACGAAGCGUUUUAUUGGCGAAUAUGACCAUAAGAAGGAGGUGACAUACAGAUGUAGUCGGACGGUGGACCAGGAAACUGUUGAUCUGGAGAUCUUGGAUUUACCUUGUAAGAGCUCUGAGGCUUCUAUUGAGUCCUCCAUUCGCUGGGCCGAUGGUUUCCUACUGCUCUACUCUAUCACUCAGCGCUCCAGCUUCCUGGAAAUCCCUCGACUUAAAACGCUCAUCGACCAAACCAAACAAAGUCUCGUUUUUCCUACAGUGCUGGUAGCCAACAAGGCAGAUCUGGAAGUCGGCAGGAAGGUGACAACAGAGGAGGGACAGAGACUUGCCAAAGAUUUAGGAUGUGGCUUCAGAGAGCUGUCAGUAGCUGAGGCAGUUUUAUCAGUGGAAGCAGCAAUUUUCCAACUCAUCAGCCUGCACUGGCGUUGCUUCUAUGUUGUUUCGUGUGCGACAGGCUGACGUUGGAUCAGCAGCGCCCCCUACCUGACAGGCGCUCCUACAUGCUGACAGUCCGCCAUGCUUUGACCAGGAAGCUGACGCGCUCAAAGACCAUGCAGUGGUGACAGCGGCAAGCUAUUCAGCUAGGAUUUGACUUUUGAGUGAUUUUAUCUGGAGGUAUUUUAUAAAUAAAAACAAAAUUAUCAAUGAUAAAUUUGUAUUUGUGUAAGGAUAAAAGCGAAAUUAGCUACGUUUCUUCUGUUGGUGUCUUUUCUUUUAAUAAAACUGAA
Poecilia reticulata (guppy) is the source of this 2669-nucleotide messenger RNA. Lineage: Eukaryota; Metazoa; Chordata; Actinopteri; Cyprinodontiformes; Poeciliidae. The record is from RefSeq and is a predicted model, not a curated record.